This is a messenger RNA of Saccostrea echinata, 1649 nucleotides long. Its product is annotated as neuronal acetylcholine receptor subunit alpha-7-like. Gene Ontology annotation, molecular function: neurotransmitter receptor activity; extracellular ligand-gated monoatomic ion channel activity; transmembrane signaling receptor activity. The transcript is spliced from 5 exons. Bases 38 to 1204 code for a protein of 388 amino acids. The record is from RefSeq and is a predicted model, not a curated record. NCBI's taxonomy places the organism in Eukaryota, Metazoa, Mollusca, Bivalvia, Ostreida, Ostreidae. Gene Ontology annotation, biological process: regulation of membrane potential; signal transduction; nervous system process. Gene Ontology annotation, cellular component: membrane; synapse; neuron projection.
ACACAACCAGCUACUAACUUCCAGUUGUUUGGUUCAAAUGAAUUGGACAGAUCUGAAUCUUAGCUGGGACCCUGAUGAAUAUGAUGACUUAAAACUGAUCCAUCUUCAUUACGAUCAAAUCUGGAAGCCGGAUAUCAUUCUAUAUAACUCAAUUGAUUCAAGCACCGGAUCUUCAGUCAGUACAGAUAUUCCCAUUAAUUCAAAGGGGCAAGCAUUAUGGUGGUCACGAUGGAUAUUUAAAAGCAAGUGUUCGAUGAAUAUGCAAUAUUUCCCUUUCGAUGUGCAAAAAUGUUUUCUUGAUUUUGGAUCUUGGUCAUUUGACAACAGUGACAUUAAUGUUAUUCCGGACAACCAAGAUGCCGACCUUGAUGUUUAUCAUCCAAAUUCAGAGUUUGAUCUUGUGAAAUAUACUAUUCAUAACUACACAUUGCUUUCUGCAGAAUGGACUCAUCCAUUUCUUUACAUAAGAUACACGAUAGUUCUUAAACGUAAACCGCUUUAUUAUUUGUUCAAUAUUUUGAUGCCCACAGUUUUACUUGUAACCAUAUCACUUCUUGCCUUUCUUGUUCAUGGAUCUGAGGAGAAAAUAUCUAUCGGACUGACAACACUGUUGUCGAUGGUUGUCUUACAAAUGGUUGUGGCCGAUAAACUUCCUCCAGUAUCAGAUGCAGUUCCUCUCAUAAGUUUAUAUUAUGGAAUAUCAAUCUUGCUUAUCUCCCUUUCCAUAAGUGUUAAUGCAGUAACUAUGAACGUUUAUCACUAUGGUGACGGUGGCCGUGAAGUUCCACUAAUUCUAAAAAGAACCUGCUUUGGAAUCCUCUCACGAUUUCUCUGUAUUUCCAUCUCUGAAAAAGAAAAAUCAAAGCAAAAGGAUCCAGAUGUUCAGCAUGGACACAGCUACAGGCCCGAAGGAGAAGAAGAAAGUACUCCCAGGCAUCGCGUCAGUGAAACAAGCAAAUACGGAGCAGAACGAUCCUCACCUGAUAGAAUAAAAGACCUUGUCUUACUUGAAGAAAUGCUGCAGUUGGUUCUGAGAAGUAUCAACAGAGAAAAUGAUAUGCGUGUCCAGGAGGAACAACGUACCGAUUCCCUGAAACGUGAAUGGCAAGAGCUAGCCUGUGUCCUCGAUAGACUGUUUCUAGUCAUUUUCUUAAUAAUUUAUGCUUGUUUGACAAUGUCUGUAUAUAUCUUAGAUCAAAAUUGAUGCCCCCAACCAAAGCGCAAAUCAAUUAGAAAUGCCUCAUAGGUUUGCCUGGGUAUUUUUAAUCUGAUUUACACAAAGCAAUUUUUUCUUCUCGACUUGCGGCUAAAAAAACUCAGUUAUUAAUUUUUAUGCUAAGUAUUCUGCCUGUUUGCGUAUGAUGGGAAUAAACAUAGGCUAAACGGUGUCUAUCAGGGAAUAUAUUUUUAAUGUUACUUUAUAUUUGUGAAAUUUACCCAAAAUCACUUUUGUAUGAUGUUUCUGUAGACAUUGACUUGAUAUUUGAUGUUAGGGCGUCAUAUCCUUUUAAGCUACCCAGGCGCCAAAUGUGUUUAUUUUUGUUCACUUGUGCAUUUUAAAGUAAAGUUUUUCAAUUUAAUCUGCAAAAUUGAAUACCAUAUUUACUUUGAUUCAAAAUAUCAAGUUUGAUAUCCUUUUAAUUCCAGUU